This is a messenger RNA of Gaeumannomyces tritici R3-111a-1, 1965 nucleotides long. RefSeq lists its product as hypothetical. Bases 104 to 574 code for a protein of 156 amino acids. The transcript has 2 exons. NCBI's taxonomy places the organism in Eukaryota, Fungi, Ascomycota, Sordariomycetes, Magnaporthales, Magnaporthaceae. The record is from RefSeq and is a predicted model, not a curated record.
GUCGACUGCGCCUAGAAAACGAUGUUCCUACCCACCCACCCAGAAAGCAGACGAGGCCCCCAACAUCCAUUGACCAAAUGAGGACACAGAGACAAGCCCAGCCAUGGUCCUGUCGUCCCAGUCAUUCUCAGCCGCAGAAGGAGGGUUCCGCAAGCUGUCGCAUCAUUUGAUAGGUGGCCUGCGUUAUCACAACCCCGCGCCGAGCUGGGAGAACAUGCGAACUGGCGUCGCUCAGACGCGCAUCUCCCCCGCCGGGCCCAUCACACUCGAAAGUGCACAAUCAUCAACCAACGAACCGAAGCGCAAACACACUCUCUGCCUCCGUUUUGGGGGCCCUGCCAUACCUGAAAUGCAGAAACAUAUCGUGCACCUUUCUUUCGGGGCCCCUUCGCUCGCCAAGAAGCCCAUCCACAUCCGCACAUCCGCAGUCCCCACAGCCAGGAGCCCAAACCCUGCACAAGAUUGCAGCCUGGCGUUGCACCUCACGAUAUCCUACUGCCUUCCCCCUCGUAUAGCCGUGAAGGCGGGCUUGCCCAACCUCAUGUUGCACCUGUCCAACACUACGCGCUCAUAGGUGCCGUUAUACGAGCACAAGCGUACACAGAUGUGUUUACCCACCGGCCCGCGGCCUCCUUGUGUCAGGUGCCACCCUCGCGAAAGCUCAUGACCAGGGCUGCACACGGAGCUCUCCCGGCCCAUCCCCGACGAUGCCGCACCCCGCCCAGCAGAAGAACCUUUUGUGAACAUCCGGUCUAUCCGUGAACCAUACAAUAGUUGCCCGGAUGCACCGUAGGCAGAUGUCGGGCCACGCACUAGAUCCGUCGGCUAGCGCGGCUGUCACAUAGGUUCCCCCCGCAUGGUCCACUGAGUAAUCACCGUCACGCUGGCGUGAUUCCACGCUGCCUAACUGCUGUGCCUGCCUACCACACAUGCCCAGUCCCACGUGGGUCGAGCUGCCCGUCAGCCUGACCCACGCCUACGCAGAAAGUGGUACGCGAGCGUUACGCGGGGCGUAUACCGAAAAUGGCAUAGCAGAGCCUCAGACAAGGAUGCUUCGUUGCGAAUUUUAACUCCCCCCCAAGGCCGAAUGAACCGGGCAGAUGGGCUGGCAUGGCUUCCCAACCACUCCGCGAUGCAUGUGCGCUCCGCAUGCAGGCGGGCGCACGACGCCUGCAGGCUCGCCGACGUAAGCGAGGCUCUACCAGCCAAUGUGCAGCUUCAUCAGCUGCCCUCGGAGCUUGGGAGGCUCCGUCUGACCCCUCGACAGCAAAUCUUCACAGACACAGGCGGCUCUGCUACCUUUACUGGGCAGAAGGCACGACACGAAACGAAGAGGUUGUGUACGAUGGGGCUCGACGGCCAUCUGUAUAUCUCGGCUACCCUCACACCCCACCACCCACCAUUUGGCUCGGCGUAUUUGGAUUGCCCAACCUCGAUAUGUGACGCCUUUUGCCCUCCUCCUUCGGUACUGUGUCAUCCUCGAAAAUUCCCGGCCAUGUUCGCGUUGUUUGCCUAGAACAAAGGAGAUCCGGUCAGCUUGUCUGUCUCUGUGGUCUGGGGCCAAGGAAACGUAGCAUGUCGGACGAGAGACGCAGGUCAGAGGUCAAGACAUAUUUGGCGUAAUCAUGUGUAGGACAACGGGGUCCAGUCAUUUGAAAGCUCUUUCGGUAUUUUUCUCAUCAUAGCGUCAAGUUAAGGGAGCAUAUCAUCGUGAGCCACUUACCAUCUCAAGGAACGAUUGGAUGCAGGAAGACAAUAUGCGCAUCUAGCUCUAGGACUUGCUUGUUAGUUAGCACUUGUAAACAUAGCCGGAGGAAGUUGAGUUAUGAAAUCAGGGUGAUAACGAACUUGAUUUAGCACAUCGAAGAAAAUCACUUCUUGCAAGUAUGCACAUGUAUCAUCGAAUCACCAUAGAGGAUUGUUGGGGUAGAGAUGAGAGAACAGAAUAGUAUAACAUAAUACCGG